Molecule: messenger RNA, 2387 nt
Organism: Daldinia loculata
Lineage: Eukaryota; Fungi; Ascomycota; Sordariomycetes; Xylariales; Hypoxylaceae
Product: gamma-glutamyltranspeptidase
Exons: 4
Coding region: 395-2224 (609 amino acids)
Source: RefSeq, a predicted model, not a curated record
GUAUAAUAAGAUAUGAGGAGAGUAUAAGGUCCCAUUUAUUGGCUAUACUUUUAGUCCCGAAGUAGACAAGUUUCCUGGGCGCCGUUACUUCGGACGGCUCCGAAAUUCGGGGUCCCGACUACGCUAUAGCAAGACUAUUAGGUAUUAUUUGCCGAGGCAGGCUUAAGCCCGCGGAUACUUGAGGCAAUCGCAUACAAACGUCAUUUGAACUCUCGUCUUCCCAAGAGGUUGAACUCUAAAACUAUAAUCUCGUCUUAUUUCACUAUUCGUUAUCGUUUCAACUGUACUUGAAUGUGUUUAUACCCCGCUAUUAUAGGAGACUGACUGACUCAACACUGGAGAAAUUGCUGUAUCAAGGUGGACGAAGCCAUUAACUAUCUCUCGGUAGCUCAAAAUGCCUCUCGCUACGCCGUCGCUGUUCCCUCCGGAAUCACAUGUCUUUUCUAAGUUCCCAAGCCGGCGAAGUGUAGUCCACAGUACGAAAGGUAUCGUAUCCUGCACACAACCCCUCGCGGCAAAAUGUGGUAUCGAUGUAUUGGAAGCUGGGGGUAACUGUGCUGACGCAGCUGUGGCCGUCGCUGCCGGGCUCAACAUGACGGAGCCAUGUUCCACAGGAAUAGGCGGCGACAUGUUCUGUCUCUUUUAUGACGCCAAGACGAAGAAAGUUUCCGCAUUGAACGGCUCUGGCCGCUCAGGCAACAAGUGCACGCUGGAGACGAUUCGCAGGUCGCUGGGCAUCAAAGACGGUGAAUAUGGUAAGAUCCCGAUGAGCAGCGUGCAUGCCGUCUCCGUGCCCGGCGCCGCGGCCGGGUGGUACGACACAGUCCAGCGCUUUGGCAGCGGGAAGCUGUCCUUAGAGCAGGUCCUGGCACCAGCUAUCGAACUUGGAGAAAAAGGCUUCCCCGUCUCAGAAGGAGUCGCGUACUUUUGGGAUAGAUCAGAAGCGCAAAUAAGGGGAGCAUCUCCAAAUGGUGGUGAAAUUCUUAAGAAAGAUCCCGGCGCGGAGAAUGGCGUGCGUGCUCCUCGGGCAGGGGAAAUCAUGAAGAAUCCGAAUUUGGCUCAGACGUUCCGGGCCUUAGCUACGGAAGGUAAGAAGGGAUUCUACGCCGGCCGUGUAGCGUCGGAACUUGUCAAAGUAGUGCAAGAUCUCGGUGGAUAUCUUGAACUUGAAGACCUAACUCACCAUCUCGAAACUGGUAGUGAGCCUGUUGAACCCAUCUCGCUCAAGUUUCGGGGACAAAAUGUUCGUGAGUUUCUUAAAGACAAGGUUAUCGGCGGAGGUGAGGGACAGGAUGUUGGUCUGGAGCUGUGGGAACACCCGCCUAAUGGACAAGGCAUCGUGGCCCUGAUGGCGUUAGGUAUUAUUCAGGAGCUUGAAGCCGCGGGUAAGAUUCCGACAUGGAGUCCCGCAGACUUCAAUACAGCGCCGUAUCUGCAUCCUAUCAUCGAAGCACUACGCAUCGCCUUCGCCGACGCAAGCUGGUUCGUUACCGAUCCUAACGUCACCAAGGUACCUACACCCGGACUGAUCUCACAGCCGUACCUCGCGGAACGCGCCGCGUUAUUUAACCCGGACAAGGCAUCCCAGGUAGUAGACCACGGGUCGCCAGCGUUGCAGAGUAGCGACACGGUAUACUUCGCAGUAUCCGAUGCUGAAGGAAACGCCAUCUCGUUCAUCAACAGCAACUACGGUGGAUUCGGGACGUGCAUCGUGCCCAAGGGAUGCGGGUUUACGUUGCAGAACCGAGCGGCCAACUUCUCGCUUGACGCAGCACACCCGAACGUUCUAGAGCCGCGCAAGCGCCCGUACCAUACCAUCAUCCCGGCUGCGGUGACUAACCUGCACGACGGCAGCCUGCAUAGCGUAUUUGGCGUUAUGGGCGGGUUCAUGCAGCCUCAAGGGCACGUGCAAGUGCUACUAGGACAAAUCGUCGGUCAUCUCAGUCCACAACAAGCGCUCGACGCGCCGCGCGUGUGCAUCGGUUCUGGCAUGAGUCAAGGUGGUAAGGCAGACCUCACUGUAUUCGUGGAGGAGGGUAUGCCUUCGGAGACGGUGGAGGGUCUGCGGAAGCUAGGACACCAGGUUGAAGUUGUGACGGAUGUGGAGAGGGCGCAGUUUGGCCGCGGUCAGAUCAUCCGUUGGAGCAUUGACCCCAUUGAGAAUGUGGGAGUGUGGUCCGCGGGCAGCGAUCCGCGGGGAGAUGGCGGGGCGUAUCCUUUAUGAGAGCGUGUAUGGUUGAAUUAUACAUACCACCAAGCUUUAUGUUUAGCUUAUGAAGAGAAUGGGAUAUUGUCUCAAGAGUAUUGUCUCAAGAGUAUUGAUCAUGCUAGAUGUCUUAGAAUGACUGUCAGGGUGCUUAUAUUUGUGUUACGAGAUGCUACUAACA